AUGUCCACCCAACCAAACAAUGCACCACCGACCUCGGUCACAGAUGCUGUCCUCGUCGCCUCAGAACCAGUGCCGGAGGGGACUCACAAGGUCAGCGGGGUUGACUUUGAGAAGUACCAGGGACGCGAUAUCACCGUGGCAGAGAUGGUCGACAACAUGAAGUACAUGGGCUUCCAGAGCAGCGCUGUUGCCGAUGCUGCGCGUAUUAUCAAUGAGAUGCGCGCCUAUAGACAUCCCGAAACCGGCGACAAAACCACGAUUUUCCUCGGCUACACCUCCAAUCUGAUUUCCUCCGGCCUCCGAGACACUAUUCGCUACCUAGUCCGACACCGUCACGUUUCUGCCAUCGUUACUACUGCUGGCGGGGUGGAGGAGGAUCUCAUCAAAUGCCUAGCGCCGACAUACAUGGGCUCCUUCACAGCCCCUGGAGCUAGCCUCCGGGCUAAAGGUCUCAACCGUAUCGGAAAUCUGAUUGUUCCCAACAGCAACUACUGUGCUUUCGAAGAUUGGCUCAUCCCCAUUCUGGACAAGAUGCUCGAGGAGCAAGAGACAGCCAACAAGAAGGCGCAAGAGACGGGCAACGAGGAGGAUGAGCUACACUGGACACCGAGCCGCGUUAUUGAACGACUGGGCCACGAGAUCAACCAUGAAGACUCGGUGCUCUACUGGGCUGCCAAAAACAACAUUCCGGUCUUCUGCCCCGCGCUCACUGACGGAUCUCUUGGUGACAUGCUAUAUUUUCACACGUUUCGCUCCUCUCCGAAGCGUCUUAGGGUGGAUAUCGUCGACGAUUUACGUCGAAUCAACACAAUGGCUGUGCGGGCGGCUCGAGCGGGUAUGAUUAUUCUUGGAGGAGGUCUGAUCAAGCACCAUAUCGCCAAUGCUUGUUUGAUGCGAAAUGGGGCAGAACACGCGGUCUACAUAAACACAGCGCAGGAGUUCGACGGAAGCGAUGCUGGGGCCCGUCCGGAUGAGGCUGUUAGCUGGGGUAAGAUUAAGGCAGAUGGCCAGUCGGUUAAAGUUUAUGCAGAAGCGACUGUGGUGUUCCCGCUUAUUGUGGCAGCCACUUUUGCACGGGCCGAGCAGCCUCAGUCCGCCACUGAAGAAGUCAAAAACUGA
This is a messenger RNA of Aspergillus calidoustus, 1119 nucleotides long. Lineage: Eukaryota; Fungi; Ascomycota; Eurotiomycetes; Eurotiales; Aspergillaceae. The record is from the annotation of a GenBank genome assembly.